Messenger RNA from Eruca vesicaria subsp. sativa (arugula), 2447 nucleotides. The record is from the annotation of a GenBank genome assembly. NCBI's taxonomy places the organism in Eukaryota, Viridiplantae, Streptophyta, Magnoliopsida, Brassicales, Brassicaceae.
UCCAUCUCUAAGAUUCCAUCCUUAUCUCUCUCUCUCUCUUUUCAACUCUCACUCUUUCUUUCUUUCUCCUCAAAUCCCUUGUGUGUCGGUGAUCAGAUCUCCCGGACGAAAACUUGCCUUUAAAGCAAUUCUGUUCCCAUCUGCUUUCACCAAUUGAGAGAAAGAGAGAGAUUCUGUCUCUGUCUGUCGGUGAAGUGUUGCCGGAGCAGAUUUGGGAGCCAAUGCAGCUGAUCUGAAUCUCUUCAAUUUCGAUUGAAUCUGAUAGGAGCAAUGAUGCAGACAGAUCAUCAGCGUAAAAAGAAUAAUCUGGAGAUGGAGUUCUUCUCUGACUAUGGCGACGCCAACAGAUUCAAAAUCCAAGAAAGAAUCGGAAAAGGCAGCUAUGGAGUUGUUUGCUCAGCCAUAGACACUCUAACAGGUGAGAAAGUGGCGAUAAAGAAAAUACAUGACAUUUUCGAGCAUAUAUCCGAUGCAGCGAGGAUUCUGCGCGAGAUUAAGCUCCUCAGACUCCUAAGGCAUCCAGAUAUAGUUGAAAUCAAGCACAUCAUGCUUCCUCCUUCGAGAAGAGAGUUCAAAGAUAUAUAUGUUGUGUUUGAGCUUAUGGAAUCUGAUCUUCAUCAAGUUAUUAAAGCUAAUGAUGAUUUGACAAGAGAGCAUUACCAGUUCUUCCUUUAUCAGUUAUUGCGUGCACUCAAGUACAUUCACACAGCUAAUGUCUACCACAGAGAUCUGAAGCCAAAGAAUAUAUUGGCAAAUGCAAAUUGUAAACUUAAGAUUUGUGAUUUUGGAUUGGCAAGAGUUGCGUUCAAUGAUACUCCCACAACAAUCAUAUGGACAGACUACGUUGCUACAAGAUGGUAUAGAGCUCCAGAGCUUUGUGGAUCUUUUUACUCUAAGUAUACACCUGCGAUUGAUAUUUGGAGUAUAGGUUGCAUCUUUGCGGAAGUAUUGAUGGGAAAACCACUUUUCCCUGGAAAGAAUGUUGUUCACCAGCUGGAUCUUAUGACUGAUCUGUUAGGAACACCUUCCCUAGACACCAUCUCCAGGGUAAGGAAUGAGAAGGCAAGAAGGUACUUAACUAGUAUGAGGAAGAAGCCACCCAUUCCGUUUACUCAGAAAUUUCCAAACGCAGAUCCUUUGUCUCUCAAGUUGCUGGAGAGGCUUCUUGCUUUUGAUCCAAAAGACCGGCCAACUGCUGAAGAGGCACUUGCUGAUCCAUAUUUCAAGGGAUUGGCAAAAGUGGAAAGGGAGCCUUCAUGUCAACCCAUCACAAAGAUGGAGUUUGAAUUCGAGAGAAGAAAAGUCACUAAAGAGGACAUCAGAGAGCUAAUAUCUAGGGAGAUACUUGAGUACCAUCCUCAGCUGCUAAAAGAUCACAUGAACGGGGCUGAGAAAACCAAUUUUCUCUAUCCAAGUGCUGUUGAUCAAUUUAGGAGACAGUUUGCGCAUCUUGAAGAAAACAGCGGGAAAACCGGCCCUGUGGCACCUCUAGAAAGAAAACAUGCCUCUCUUCCUAGAUCAACAGUUAUACACUCAACCUCAGUUGCACGAGGAGGACAACCGAAACUUAUGAACACAUUGAACCCUGAAACUACUCAAAACAUUCCUCAUAAUCAUUACACAACAUCACAAGCACCUCCUCAAAGAAACCUCUCAGCUGCCAAACCAAGUACAUACAUGGGCCCGGUGGGUCCUUAUAACAAUAGAGAAGCAUAUGACCCGAGAUCAUUCAUCCGCAACACUUCUCUUCCCUUUCCACAACAGUCUGCAGCAACAGUCACCAUGGGAAAGCAACAAGAGAGGAGAACAACAACAACAACCAUGGAGUCUGAGAAGCAGGCAAGACAGAUAUCUCAGUACAAUAGAUACGCACCAGACGUAGCCAUCAACAUAGAUAACAACCCGUUUAUAUUGGCUCGAACCGGAAUGCACAAGGCUGAAAACAUGAGUGACAGGAUUGUAAUCGAUACAAAUCUGUUACAGGCCACCGCUGGAAUAGGAGUUGCAGCGGCGGCUGCAGCUGCUGCACCUGGUGGUUCUGCUCACCGGAAAGUUGGAGCUGUUCGGUACGGCAUGUCAAACAUAUACUAAAGCGGGUUUUGAUCACCACACAAAACAUCUCUAAAGAUAAAUAAAUGGAUGUUAUAUAAUCUGACAUAUAGAAACGUGAGAGAAGGUCCUGAUUUUCUGAAGUGUAAAAGAACCGCCGGGGUACAGAAGAUGUAUCAGAGUUUACUGAGAAUGCGCACGAUGGUUUCAUGGCACAGAGCCUAUACGCAUGUGGUAGUGGGAGCCUAUUUUACAGGCACCAUUUUUUUCUUCCAAUGUAACAAUAGAAAUAUAAAAGCUCCAUUUGUCGCUUGAUCUAAUGUUUAACCAUACAACUUGUGUAUGUAUUUCUUUAUAAAUAAGGAUCUAGUUUGCUUAUUUUCUUCUUAACAUGCUGC